Messenger RNA from Rotaria socialis, 1326 nucleotides. The record is from the annotation of a GenBank genome assembly. NCBI's taxonomy places the organism in Eukaryota, Metazoa, Rotifera, Eurotatoria, Philodinida, Philodinidae.
AUGACUUCAUUUAUUGAUGCAUCUUCGCCAACAGGAAAUGGUCGUCGAAUAAAAGUACUCAGUACAGAUUUAAUAUUUAGCGGUGUCGAUAAUAUUUUUGUUUACCUAUCACUCGAUAUUGAUCGAUUACGCGAUGCUCUGAGUCGUACGCUGUCGUUUUGGCCAAUUUUAACUGGACGUAUAAUUGUCGAAAGUGAUGAUCGAUAUUUCAUUGAAUUUUCUGAUAAUUCUAUUCCAUUUACUUACAUUGAAAAUGAUGAACUCGAACGAUGGCCCAACCUUCCUGUUAUAGUCGAUGAUAUGAAAUUAAUUAAACCAUUUAUUGAUUCAACUCUAUAUAAACCAGAAAUCGAGCCACUUCUUCGAUUUAAAGUAACACGUUUGAUUCGUAGCGAUGAAUAUGUUCUCGGCACAAGUUUUUGUCAUAUGGCUGGUGAUGCUAAUUCGAUUGUUCAUUUUCACAAUGAUCUUUCACAAAUCUAUCAAAAUCUUGAACCUAUUUUUCCUCGUCCAGUUUUUGAACGACAUCUAUUAGACAAAGAAGAUCCUGACUUUUCUUGUUUACCUGUGUUGAAAUUAUAUCGAAAUACCGAUAAAAAAGAAACUAUCUUAGCUCGUCUUGCUAAAGAACACACAGAAACUGAUCCCAUUAGUAUGCCAUUCUCUUCUGAACAACUUGCUAAAUUACGUAUGCUUGCUGGUGAUAGUAAUGAAAUAACAACACAUGAUGCACUUUGUGCUUACAUCAUUUUUUUAAUGAAUAAACAUUUAUUGAUCAAUCGAGAUGAAUGUAUCCGGCGUGCUUAUAUUUAUGUUAAUUAUCGAGGUGUUACUGAUUCAUUGACACCUAAAGGUUAUGUAGCUAAUGCAAUAAUGCAACCAUUAUCUUCGGAUUUUCCUAAUCCUUGUUCUUUAUCGAGUAUUGCAAAAACCAUUCGACAAUUAAUUAAAAUAACGCGUCAAGAAGAUUUUCUUAAAAAAUGGGUAACUUCAGCUAAUGUAUUGAUGAGACAAUUUAAAAAAGAUGGAAAUGUUAAUUUUGUUUGGGAUAAAGAUGAAGUUGUAUUUAAUUCAAACUUUAAAUAUGAUUGGUCUAAUCUAGUUGAUUUUGGUAUGAAAAAUCAAUGUCGAUUUCAUACGAUGGGAAUUUUUAAAUAUUAUUUUCGAAUAUUUCAUUUAAAUCCUGUUAAAUUAGAAGAUGGGAAUUGGAUCAAAGAUAAUGGAGGUGUUGAAAUAUCUUUUAGAAUUCCACAAGGAGAAAUUAAAGAAAAAUUUUUAGCAGCCUGGCAAAAAGAUAUACAAGAAGAUUUUUUGAAUGUCAAAUAA